AUGCAGUGGGUCACUCUGACAGUGGCCCUGGGGUGUGUGUGUCUGUCCAGGGCGUCACACACCCCCACCCCUACCCCCACCUCCACACACACCCCUCUAGUGGACAACUCUGAGGAGGAAGUGGACGAGCCGUGCUUCGAGCCGUGCACGUGCGAGGUCAAAGAAGGCGUGCUGCACGUGCACUGCGAUGGGCGGAGCUUCACUAAUGUCAGCCAGGUGUCACAGUCGUGGGUCCGCCCUUUCAAACUCAACCUCCAGAGGAACUCUCUGAGGCGUCUCUAUAGCAACGGGUUUCAGCACCUUGGCAACGCAGUGUCGAUAAACCUUGGCAACAAUGCACUCCAGGACAUCAAAGUGGGAGCUUUCCACGGGUUGGCCAAACUAAGACGCCUGUACCUCCACGAGAACAAGCUGGAGGUCUUCAGAAAUGAUACCUUCGCUGGCUUAGAGGCUCUGGAAUACCUCCAGGCCGACUACAAUGUGAUCAAACGAAUCGACAGCGGUGCUCUGAGGUUUCUCUACAAGCUCCGGGUUCUCAUCCUCAACGACAACCUGAUCCCUGUCCUGCCUGCUCAUCUGUUCAGAUCUGUGUCUCUGACUCAUCUGGACCUGCGGGGAAACCGUCUGAAGAGCCUGGCAUAUGCUGGGACCCUGGAGUAUGUUGGUCGUUCCCUAAUGGAGCUACAGCUGGAGGAGAAUCCCUGGAACUGUGGCUGUGAGGCAGUGCAGCUCCAGCAGUGGCUGGGUCAGAUCCCCUACACGGCUGUAGUCGGGGACGUUACCUGCGAAUAUCCCUUUCAUCUUCACGGCAAGGACCUGAGGGAAAUUCCACGCAAAGAGCUGUGUGCUGACCUCCCAGACAAAGAGCUACAAGCAGAGGGGGGUGGUCCAUCAGCGGGAUCACAGCCCCAACAUUUGCCCCCAAACUCUAAACCCAACUCCCACCCUGGGCGUGUCAGGCCGACUAAACCCUCCUCCAUGGUUCACGGCUCCCGCCAGAACACUCAUCCCUCCUCCACUUCGUCGUCCUCUUCCUCAGCGGAGCGUAAAGACAGGGAGAGGCAACCAAGGCCGACUAAAAGGCCUCGGCCGUCCAGAACAUCCCCCACACCUCGAAGUCUGAUGCCCAACCAGAAUCCCCCCGUGGCUGGCUACCAAACACGACCCCCCAUCCCCAUAAUUUGUCCCCUGGGUUGCACUUGCAACCUGCACAUCAUAGACCUCGGCUUGACCGUCAACUGCAAGGAGAACGGCUUCCUCAAUGUGUCCCAGCUCACACCCCGGCCUCUCAAUGGCCGCAAGCUGUACCUGAGUGGAAACUUAAUCCAGAGGAUCUACCGCACAGACUUCUGGAAUUUCUCCAGCCUUGACCUGCUUCACCUGGGGAACAACCGGAUCUCGUACAUCCAGGACGGGGCUUUCUCCAGCCUCACAAGCCUGAGGAGCCUCUACCUGAAUGGGAACAACCUGGAAAUGCUCAGUCCCCACAUGUUCUUGGGGCUGCAGAACCUGCGGUACCUUUAUUUUGAGUACAACGAGAUCCAUGAGGUAGAUCCCGGGACCUUCAACUCCAUGCCGUCCCUCCAGCUGUUGUUCCUCAACGCCAACCUGUUGCGGAGCCUCCCUCUUGGUGUUUUUUCUGGAGUUAAUCUGGCUCGACUCAAUCUACGAAACAACCACCUUCUGCAGCUUCCGAUGGAGGGCGUGCUGGAGCACCUUACCGGACUGGUACAGGUGGACCUGCAGCAGAACCCCUGGGAGUGCAACUGUGAAGCAGCUCCACUCAAGCGUUGGCUGGAGGGGCUCAGCGCGGUGGUGGUGGUGGGAGAGGUGGUCUGUCAUUCCCCGGAAAAGACCAAAGGAGUAGACCUCCGCUCCCUCUCCAUGGAGUUGCUCUGCCCUGAGCUGGAGCCCCAGGAGGACCAGGAGCACGAGCAGCAGACAGCAACCUCCACAGCCGUAGACAGCGGCGUUUCGCUUGGCUACCCCAGCUCGGGGCUGGGCCCCCUGAUCCCUCCGGGGAAGGAUUCAAUCCCUCUGUCGGUGUUAGUGCUCAGCCUGCUGGUGUUGUUUGUGUCUGCGUUCUUUGCGGCAGCGGCACUAAUCGCCUACGCCCUGAGGAGGAGGGACAAGCUGCCGUUCCGUCGCCAAGGAGAGGUAGACUUGGCGGGCAUCCAGAUGGAGUGCGGAAUCUUCACCGAGCAGACGCACCACCAUCACCACCACCAUCACCACGGCCUCCCCGAGACGCCGCCCCUGCCUCCGGCCGAACACAACCACGUCUACGACACCAUCUUGCCCUCGGAGGCUGCGUCGAAAGGUCCCAACCCCGCUUCCGCCCCACACAUGUGUAGCAACCCCAUCUACAAAGAGGAGCAGGAUGCAUCGGUGAAACAGCGGCCGCCGCCGCAGCAGCAGCCGCAGCAGCAGCAGACGUUUGCAGCUUCCAAAGAGAGCGAGGCAGGAUACUGCUCUGCAGCAGAGAAGGAGAGGGAGUGGACUCUGGAAGUGUCCUCAUCACCCAUCAACACCGUCACAGGAGCAAUUGGGCCGCUCCCCGGCCUCCACGGGAACGGCAUCCUCUGCCCCACAGUGAUCGACAGCCAGGGACCCACCCCUAAGGUCGAACUGGUGGACUGCCUCUUCAGACUCCCCGCCACCGAGUUCAGAGACCUGCCAGACAGGUACGCGAGGCCGCCGCCCCGAUACCCUCACCCCCAAGACUCCAAACAGGACGCCAGACCCGACCAAACGCUCGUGGUCACCACCGCCAGCUCAACAUCCGGCGGUGGUAACAGCAGCCAGAGUGAGCAGGGAGCGGGAGAGCAAAGAGCCAGACUGAGGACCACACCAGACUACAUGGAGGUGCUGGACCGGUCUUACCAGUUUUAA
Perca flavescens (yellow perch) is the source of this 2892-nucleotide messenger RNA. Its product is annotated as SLIT and NTRK-like protein 3. Lineage: Eukaryota; Metazoa; Chordata; Actinopteri; Perciformes; Percidae. Gene Ontology annotation, molecular function: protein binding. Gene Ontology annotation, biological process: positive regulation of synapse assembly; axonogenesis. The coding region runs from base 1 to 2892 and encodes 963 amino acids. The record is from RefSeq and is a predicted model, not a curated record. Gene Ontology annotation, cellular component: GABA-ergic synapse; postsynaptic density membrane. The transcript has 6 exons.